AGCUUCAUUUACGGAAGACUUCGAUAAAGAAAUGACUGAACACACGGAUUCAACUGAGCACGAUGCUUUAGCUUCGGUAAAUGCAGAUUUUGUGAACAGUUUAUUGAAUGUAAAGCGGGAGAGAGAUAAAGCGAUAUCCAAUGAGGUGAGAUCGCAGGUGCAAAACGAGUGCAAAGCUUUUGGCGGCGAGGAGUUGGAGAAACAGAAAUGGGACGAUGCGGCAAAAAUGAUCGCUUUUCAGAGAGCGAAGGAGAAAGAAGGAACAGAGAACAGUGAAAGUAAAAGGAACAAGUUACAACAGGAACAGAAGAGAUUGAAGGACGAUUGGAUGCGAGAAGAAACAGAAAAGAAACGGCAGCUGGAAGAACUUCGCCAGGUUGAGAAAAACAAGGCGAAAGAAGAAGCAGAUAAACUGAUUUCUCUGGAAAUGCAAAAACGGAUAGAGACCGAAAUGGCUAAGCAACAAGAAACAAAAGAUGUUUUUGCUAAAGAACAAGAACGUAGAUUACAGGAGGAAGCGAAGCAGGCAGCUGAAGAACAGAAACGGCUGGAAAAGCAAAAAGAGGUGGAGAGGGAAAAAUUGAAACAUUUGGAACAGGAAAUGGAACGCGCGGAACACGAGCAGAAGCGUAAACUGGAAGAGCAGAAGAAACAGGAAGAAGAUUGGGUUCAGUUUGCACAAGAGAUGAAACAGAAACAGGAGGAAAAGACCAGAGAAGAAGCUGAGAAACAGCGACAAUGGCAGAGGGAUAAACAUAAAGAAAAUGAGGAGAUUAGUCAGUUUGUGGAAAGACGGAAAGCUUUGGAAUCACAGAGAAGGAAAAUGUUUGAUGAGGAAAGGGGCAAGACGUCCGAGGAGGCCCGCUUGUUGGAGUCGGGUGUACGACAACAGUUUUUGGCGAAGCAGGAAAAGGUCAUCACGGAAUUGUUACAAAAUGAUCUGGUGAAGGAUGAGGUCAGAAAGCGAGAGGAAGCGGAGAUAAAGAGAAAAGAGUGCGAAGAGAGAAGGCAAGAAGAUGAUAGGAGAAAGCUAGAGCUUGAAAAGCAGCUAAUGGCUGUGGAGAAGGAAAAGAGGGAAAAGGAGCAAAGGACGAAAGAGGAGGAAUGGAAAAAAUAUCUUGAUCAAUUGAAACAGAAAGAAGAUGAAAAAGUUCAGAGGGAUACUGAACAACAAAAGCGUAUGGCAGAACAGAGAAAAGAGGACGAGCAGAAAGCUGCUGAGAUGGCCGAAACACAACGACGUGCCAGGGAACAACGUCGUAAAGAAGAGCACGAAGCUAUGAAGACUGCGGAAAGACGACGGCUUGAACAAGAGCAGAAACGCAAAGAACUCGAACAAGAACGCGAAGAAUCAAAGAAAAGAGUGUUACUUCAAGAUCAGGAGAAAAGAGAACAAGAAAGAGCCAAGCAAGAAUUAGCGAUGCGUAAACAAGAGCAGGAGGAACGGUUGAGAGAAGCUAACAAAGAAAAGCAAGAACAAGAAGCACGAAAGCUUUUAGAAGUUCAGCGAAAGAGGCUUGAACAAAGCGAGACACAAGCUGCUGUGAACGAGGCGGAGCUUCUUGAGCAGAAGAGCAGGAAGGAUGAAAGGUCCAAAGGGGCAAUUGACAGUGGGAAGAUGCUGUUGGAGGAGACUCGCAGGUUAGAGGAGAAGUUUCGGGAAGAGGCGGAGAGGAAGAAACGAGAACAUGUGGAAAUGCAGAAGAAGGAGUUACUGGCCAUGAAAGAGGCUGAAAAUGAGCUGAUGAGACGAGCGCAAGCUCUGAAAAAGCAAAGUUCGUUCCGCAAUGAUCAGCAAGCUUCUUCUUCAGCUGGUACAGACAACGGAGGAGAUAGAUCACGAGGAGAACGUAAGAAAGGAUUUUUUGCGUCACUUUUUGGGUGUAAAUAAUAGUUAAUCGUUUUGCGUGACAAGAUCGUGGGUCAAAUCACGACAGACAAGUUCCAAAUUUGAAUGCGCUAAACCUUUUAUACCUUAAUAUCAGUACCGAUAUUCUCCAUAAUCCUCUUCAUACAUUUUCUUUGGUACUGACAAGGAGAAUUUGUUUAUCAAUCAAAGCUUGGCUUAGGUUGGUGUUCAUUUCCUUCAUUUUUUGUGGCGCAGUAAAAAGCGCCAAGCAUUUAAUUAAGUGGCUAAAUCAAACGAGUUUACGCAAUGUUCUGGCAAAAAAUUUUACAUAUAAGAAUUUUCAACCUAGAAUCGUCAUGGUCAAUUUUGUAAAACUGUUUUAUCAAUGUCAGCGUCGAAUAGGAAAAACGUUUUGUUAUGAGAUUUUCUCAAAGAAGAAGUUGCUCGAGGUAUAGUAAAUAACACACUGUAUGUCAUUGAGCGAAACUUAAAAAUAUUUGAAUUAUACGCCCUAUAAAAUUUCCGGAGUUUAUAUCACUAAGUGAAAAUUUUUUCUUGACGAAUUUUCAUUAAAAUUUAGGAAGACGAUUUCUACUAUCGAAUAAAAUAUUGCUGAAGUGUUCAAGAAUACUCAGAGAACGUCGCGUGAACAGCUUGUGAUGAGGACAACUUGUUUCUUUGAGAGAAACUGUUACAGACUGUUUCCUCCAAGCGAGCUUUGCAUAAGUCGCAGCGCUAUUCCUAAGAUAACGCGGAAUGUCUUGGGAUCUUCUUCUAAUGGUUUUCUUGCACGUAAAUUAUCUAUGCCUCAUGAUGAGGAAAAAUCAAAUUAAUUUGUCUGCUUUGAAUACUGCUGACAUGUUAAAAUAUAUAAAGGUUAUAUUUCAGGGACCAGUCGUUUUUUUAUCGCGGGGGGGGGGGGGGGGGUGGAGGUUGGAAGAUUUUGGUUAUGUCGCGAAAAUGUGCUGUAAUAUUCUUGUUCCCCUCCCCCCCCUUAUUUCCAGUUAAUUGGCAGUCAUUUUUCUACCAUCCCUCUUUUUACUUUGUUGGCAGUGAGAUAUUUCCCCUCCAUUCCCUGAGAAAACCAUGAGAUACCCAAAAUCCUCCUUCGCCCCCCCCUUCCCCCCCGCCAAGGCGAGAAAUAAUGACUGUUCUCUUAGUAAUAUAAACACAACUUAUAUUAUGAGCAUAAUGUAUUUGUCUGUGUCUUCCUUAUGGUAAGUUUUGUAAUAGUAUAUACCAAAAAAAAAUCAAUUAGUUUAAAGAGUUACGAACUGAAUAUAAAACCACUGGUGUCAGUGUUCAAAAUUACAUUUUGUUAUGGAGUUGUAAUGAAAAUGAGACCAAUCAUUUUAAGCAGUAUAUGGCAGUUUCAGACCUUUCCCUACAUCUAGGCAGUUCGGAAAGCCGCCAAACUCUAGAUCAAAGAUUCAUUUUUCAAAUCGGCGCUCUUAAUCCCCACGAUAUCAACGAACGCUUUUUAUUCCACUAAUUUGUUCUUGUUUUCUCGUCACCAUAUUCCCACCUAUAGCGUGGCUCCAUUUUCUGAAUAUAAACACACACAUAACCCACUAUUCCUCCGUUUGCUCUGACGAAGGGCUAACGCCUGAAACGUCAGCUCUGAAACUCUUAACGGUGGCCAAUUUACGUUAUCAACUCAGUUGAUAAUACUAAAUUACCUUGUUAUACUCUCCCACCGACGUAGCACUACAGUUUAUUAAGAAACUUACCCUCUUUAUUCAGUUGCAAAAGUAGUUGAGACAUGUCACACGACAAGCAACUGGUUCUCCAUGAGAAAUAGUUUAUUUGUGGCAAGGAUUCUUAAGCCGCUUGGUCAUUUACACUCGAUUUCUGGUUGGAAAUACUAAUUUUAUCGGCGACAUGUGCGGGAACAAAAAUGAUAACAAGCCCCGGAGCUGCAUAUCAUAUUUGAUGUAAUUCAAUGACAACUGGGUGCUUUGUA
This is a messenger RNA of Pocillopora verrucosa, 3812 nucleotides long. NCBI's taxonomy places the organism in Eukaryota, Metazoa, Cnidaria, Anthozoa, Scleractinia, Pocilloporidae. The record is from RefSeq and is a predicted model, not a curated record.